Molecule: messenger RNA, 503 nt
Organism: Racocetra fulgida
Lineage: Eukaryota; Fungi; Glomeromycota; Glomeromycetes; Diversisporales; Gigasporaceae
Source: the annotation of a GenBank genome assembly
CAGAGACUAUUGAACAUUUUUAUGAAGAUUCAACUGAUAAUUCAUUAGCCGGAAAGAAUUACAAGGAAUCUAUAGAUCGUCUUGAGCGAGAUUGUCGUGACUACUUGGACGAACCAUACCGUCAAACUGUAACUGACCAUAUAGGUCGAUUUUGCGCAUAUUUUCCGGAUAUAAAUGAUGCCAUCAAAAAACGCGAUAAAAAACUUUUAGAUUAUGAUUCACAACGUGCUAAAGCUGAACAAGCUGCUAAUGAAGCUCGUGAGAUUUACGAAUCUUUGAAUACUCAGCUUGUUAAUGAAUUACCUAGAUUAAUAGAUCUUCGAGUACCAUAUUUUAACCCUACAUUUGAAGCAUUGGUGAAAAUACAACUCAGAUUUUGUCAAGAAAGUUAUGAAGGAUUGAAUAAUUUGCAAGAACAAUUUUCUGAUAACGAUCAAGUUGACAAUAAGGUUGAAGCCGUUUUACAAAAAAUGAGAGAUCUGGCUAUCUGUGGAAUGGGAUAA